AUUUUCUUCAAUUAAAUAACAAAACAAAACAAAUUGAAUGACUAUUAUUAGGUCUUAUUGUUGUUGAUCCACAACAACAACAACAACAACAAAGUGUGCCAUCGAUUGUCUUCAACAACAAUCACUGACUAAUUAAAACAUUAUCAUCAAAAAUAAUGGACCCGAAAGUCCCCCGAAAAUUGGACUCAUCGUUGGCCGCCGGCCUAUCAUCUGUUGUCAACAAACGUCGUAUUAGUCCAACAGUGGCCAUAAACCCGUCGUCAUCGUCGUCUAUAUCGUCUAAUGAUAGUACGGGUGGCGGCGGUGGUGGCGGAGGACUGUCCGCUAUGAGCGGUGGUAGUAAUCAGUCAUCGUUGGCCACCGUCAACAACGAACUGACCGCUUUGUUCGAGUGUCCCGUUUGUUUUGAUUAUGUAUUGCCGCCGAUACUCCAGUGCCAAAACGGUCAUCUGGUUUGUGCCCAAUGUCGCCAAAAGAUUACCUGCUGUCCCACUUGUCGGGUACCUAUCGGCAACAAUAUCCGCAACUUGCAAAUGGAAAAGUUGGCCUCGUCGAUGAUGUUUCCGUGCAAGUUUCAGCUGAACGGUUGCGGCGCUCAUCUGGUCUGCAACGAUAAGACCGAACACGAAGAUUCAUGCGAAUACAAGCCGUAUUCGUGUCCAUGUCCAGGGAGCAGUUGUAAAUGGCAGGGUCCCAUCGAGGACGUAAUGACCCAUUUGAUGACUAACCACAAAAGUAUAACCACACUCCAAGGUGAAGACAUCGUAUUUUUGGCUACCGAUAUCAACCUGUCGGGCGCUGUCGACUGGGUAAUGAUACAGUCGUGCUAUUCCCAUCAUUUUAUGCUAGUACUGGAAAAACAGGAAAAAUUUCACGGACAUCAACAAUUUUUUGCCGUCGUCCAACUAAUCGGCUCCCAUAAACAGGCCGACCAAUUCAUUUAUCGGCUGGAAUUGAAUGGCCACAAACGUCGCCUGACAUGGGAGGCCACACCACGAUCCAUACACGAAGGCGUACAGUCGGCUAUCAAUACAUCAGAUUGUCUAGUAUUUGAUACACAUAUUGCACAGUUGUUUGCCGAUAACGGCAAUCUGGGUAUCAAUGUUACCAUUUCGCCCGUUUGAUCGUUAAAACCAACAAACAAACAAACAAAUCAACUAAACUAUUGAUUAACUAUUAUUAUUAAUAAUACACUACUAUUUUAGAUACAUUUUUUUGAGAGAGAGAGAGAGAGAGAGAGA
Oppia nitens is the source of this 1241-nucleotide messenger RNA. RefSeq names its product E3 ubiquitin-protein ligase SIAH1A-like. Gene Ontology annotation, cellular component: cytoplasm. Gene Ontology annotation, biological process: proteasome-mediated ubiquitin-dependent protein catabolic process; multicellular organism development. Bases 156 to 1124 code for a protein of 322 amino acids. The record is from RefSeq and is a predicted model, not a curated record. Gene Ontology annotation, molecular function: ubiquitin conjugating enzyme binding; ubiquitin protein ligase activity; zinc ion binding. NCBI's taxonomy places the organism in Eukaryota, Metazoa, Arthropoda, Arachnida, Sarcoptiformes, Oppiidae. The transcript is spliced from 2 exons.